Eimeria maxima is the source of this 594-nucleotide messenger RNA. RefSeq names its product acyl-CoA dehydrogenase, putative. Lineage: Eukaryota; Apicomplexa; Conoidasida; Eucoccidiorida; Eimeriidae. The annotation marks the transcript as partial. The transcript has 4 exons. Gene Ontology annotation, molecular function: acyl-CoA dehydrogenase activity. The record is from RefSeq and is a predicted model, not a curated record. Gene Ontology annotation, biological process: fatty acid beta-oxidation.
GAAAAAGGGACUCCGGGGUUUACAGCAACGGCCAUCGAGGGCAAGUGCGCCCUGAGAGGGAUCGAAAACGCAGACAUCAUCUUCAGCAACUGCUUCAUCCCGGCAGCCAACAAAAUGCGACCAGGAGGAUUUUCAAACAACACCAAACGCGUGCUUGAAUCCUCCAGGGCACUCGUUGCAGCUGCGUGCACAGGCCUCGUGAUCGGGGCGUACGACGCUGCAUUGCAGUACAGCAGCAUGCGAAUUCAAUUUGGCCGGCCUUUAGCUCACUUCCAGCUCAUUCAAGAACGACUGAUGAGGGCCCUAGGAUUCGCCAGCGGGUGCUUGGCGCUGUCUGUACAGCUGGGCCGGAGGCUAGACAAGGGCUCUUCUUCUCCGGCUCUACCUGCCCUGGUGAAGGCGACAGCCUCCCUAUGGGCACGAGAAGGCACCAAACUAUGCAGAGAAAUUAUGGGUGGAAAUGGCAUUUUGCUUGACUUCUCUGUCGCUAAGGCCUUUGCAGAUGUGGAGGCGCUGUAUACUUACGAAGGAACCUACGACAUCAAUAUGCUGAUUGCUGGACGUGAAGCCACGGGCUUCAGUGCCUUUAAAUAA